CCUGACAUGGACUACCAGAUGUGGCUGGACCUGAGGAACCUGGAGUCCCGGAUGAACGAGCGCUACAUAACCCAUGAGAGCGACGACCUGCGCUGGCAUCACCACGCCCAGCUCAGUGGCCUCGACUACCCCUCGCACCUCGUCAACGGUCCCCCCCGUGGCGACAGUGGUCAGAUAAUGGAGCAUCAUUACAAGGAGCAGGAGGAGGAGCUGGAGACCCUCAGCGAGAGGGUCAGUGAACUCUGAGGACGGAACUCCAACAGGAGACGAGAAACAGCAACUCCAACAAAAGAAAAGUAGAAAAUGAAUUGAAACGCAAAUUUAGAUUUAGAAUUAAACCCAAUAAUUGGUUAUUUAUUAUGGAUAUCAGGGAGUUUAAGGUGUAAACCCGCCCUUAUUCUAUGAAAGCGUACUGCAUUCACAAAAGAAAAAAAUAAUUUCAUAAUAAUGACUUAACAUCUUAAAAUUUCAUCGCAUAUAUCUCAUAAUUAUGAGAAACAUAUCUUGGCUAGUUAGCUUCAGCACGGAGCUUUGUCUCGUUAACAUCCUUGUUUUGUCUGUACAAGGUCAUAAUUAUGAGGAAAAAAUCUUAAAAUUAUUUCUCAUAAUUAUGAGAUCAGUUUGUAUUGUAAAUAUUUGAUCCCUUCAACAGGAAAUCCUUGUUUUAAUGUACAGGUCCUUCAUCAAGAUCAUUUUUCAUUUAUUCCUGUUACAGGGUUGAGAUCUUUUGAUUAUUUUAUCAAGUAAUUACAAUGUCCUUUUUUGUAAAAUUGUAAAAAAAACCCAACAACAACUAAGAUACGGAUCUUAUAAGUACGAAAUGCCGAGUCAUAAGAUAAAACAAGUACCGAUAAGAUGAUUACGAGAUAAAUAUCUCCUACAGUUUCCAUACUUUGUAAUUGCAAGAUCACAUUUCAUAAUUUCUUUUUGCCUUGUAACAAUAUUUAUCUUUAUAAAUUAGAUUAGAAAUAGAUAAGAUCAUUACAACAUCCUUACCUUGUAUACACAAAACAAGGAUCUGUAACUUACGAAUGUAUUUCCGAGUAUGUAUACAGUCACAUUAAGUUUUUCUUUGGUGAUUAUAAUGCAGGUCUUAAGCCUCGACCCAACGACUUAUUUGUCACAGAGGCUAAAAGUCGGACUUCUUGUUUGAGACAAUCAGAAAAAGACGCUACAAUAAGCAGCUUUCAUUUACAUUCGGAAAACAUGAAACCUCCCAGUUUGUGCCUCUGGUGUAAUCAUCACUUUUCUACAUAAAAGACUUUGCACUGAUGAUUACAGUCAAGUUACGGAAACAAGCCACGGCUUUAAAUUUAAGUAAAUCAUUUAAGACAGAGGCAGAUUAUUAUUAAAAAUUUAAUAAGACAUGUCCAUAAUUUCAGAUUCUUCUGUCAAUAAGUUGUAGUAGAAUUUUGUUAAGUUCAGCUCUCUCGGCCAGUGUAUAUUCUAAAACUUGUUAAGCCGCACAAAGAAAGCUAAGAAAAGCGUCAUUAACGUUCAUCUCCAGCCUUAUUUUUGUUUUUUGUUUUUUUGGGGUGUGUAAUGUGUUACUAUAUAAAGCCGUUUAUGGAAUUUCAACUCCACUAAGGACCGUUCACAAAUGUAGUUCCAGAUGUUUUCCUUUGUAGGGUAGCAAUGAUGUGUCCGGGGUUUCAUUCCAAAAGGAGAUAUCCAGAAUUAUGGAGGUUAUUUAUAAAGAAAGCAACUGCAUCUGUGAAAAAAAUUUCACCAUGAUGGAGUACUGUUUUCUGAAAAUGGAUAUGUAGCAUUUUGGAAUGAAGAUCCUCAAUCAGUUAGAAAAAACAAAACAAAAAACAGUGCCAACAAAUACCAAAAAACACCCUAUUAACAGUUAUCCAACAGUGACGGAAAUGUUAAGAUAGUUUUGCAUCACCAGGGUUUUGUUAUUUCUUUUAAAAGGCUGUUUGGACCACAGGGAGGCGACAGUAGCAAAGCUCCCAUUUCAGUGGGUGUUGCCAACUGUGGUUUAACAAAACAACCAAUUG
This is a messenger RNA of Epinephelus lanceolatus (giant grouper), 2006 nucleotides long. NCBI's taxonomy places the organism in Eukaryota, Metazoa, Chordata, Actinopteri, Perciformes, Serranidae. The record is from RefSeq and is a predicted model, not a curated record.